CAGACGGACCGACUGCCUUCAGACAUGCAUCCCGCUCUGCUGCCGUUGGCGGCGUUGGCGUCUCUGCUCGCCGCGGCGGGCGCCCAGUCCCACGACCACCACGACAUGUCCUGGGUCAACGGCUACCGCCAGGGCUUCAACUUCCAGUGUCCCCACGGAGAGGUCAUCGUGGCCACCAGGAGCUACUUCAGCGAGGCGGACGGCUCGGACCGCCUGUGGUCGUUUGAGUGCCAGCCCACGCCGGAGGGCCUCGGGGAGCCCACCGACUGCUGGUGGGACGACAUCAGCCGCGCCGGGAUGGAGUGGUCUUCGACGUGCACUCGUAACGGCCUGGUGGCGGGCGUCCAAAGCAAGUACUUUGAGUCAGUUCUGGACCGGGAAUGGCAGUUCUACUGCUGCUAUUACCAACGCAGAUGCCCCUACUCCUGCAUCAAGACGAGCGACAUCCCUGAGAACUACCGAGAGGAGGCGGAGCUCGUGGUUCCCUCGUACGGGUUCUUCAUCCGAGGAGCUCAGACCACCUUCAGCGGCGUCUUAAGAGACCGGCAGUGGAAGUACAUCCUGUGCAGGAUGACGGACUUCGAUUGUGAAUUUGAAAACCUGUAGUCUUCGGCCAUCAGCUUCACUUCCAACCCGUGAACGGUUUGAACCAAUAUUUACUCUCACGUUAAAACAAAGACACGACACAUGAUCCACGGCUUGAUAUCACCGGUUUUAGUUUAGCAUGAAGCUUUAACUGCUCACAUGAGAGCGAGUGUAACAGAGCGCCUCAUGGGAGCGUUCUGACACACAUGUUUUCCUGGCACCUCGCGCUUCGAAAUGAAAUAAAGAUUUUUCCCACCUGGUUUUGACUCCUUACCUAC
This is a messenger RNA of Pungitius pungitius (ninespine stickleback), 863 nucleotides long. RefSeq names its product dermatopontin (gene dpt). Lineage: Eukaryota; Metazoa; Chordata; Actinopteri; Perciformes; Gasterosteidae. The record is from RefSeq and is a predicted model, not a curated record. The transcript has 4 exons. The coding region runs from base 25 to 606 and encodes 193 amino acids. Gene Ontology annotation, cellular component: extracellular matrix. Gene Ontology annotation, biological process: collagen fibril organization.